Arvicanthis niloticus (Nile rat) is the source of this 1119-nucleotide messenger RNA. The record is from RefSeq and is a predicted model, not a curated record. Lineage: Eukaryota; Metazoa; Chordata; Mammalia; Rodentia; Muridae.
UGACCAGAGCUGAGCAUUUCAGAUCUGCUUAGUAAACCAGUGUAUCACCCACCAUGUUGGCUGCAAGCCUUGUGUGUCUCCGGACACUGCCUUCCAGAGUUUUCCAGCCCACUUUUAUCACCAAGACCUCUCCACUUGUGAAGAAUUCCAUCACAAAGAACCAAUGGCUCUUAACACCCAGCAGGGAAUAUGCUACCAAGACAAGAAUUUGGACCUACCAUGGGAAAACUGGCCAAGAACUGAAAGAGGCAGCCUUGGAACCAUCAAUGGAAAAAAUCUUUAAAAUUGAUCAGAUGGGAAGGUGGUUUGUUGCUGGAGGAGCAGCUGUUGGUCUUGGAGCGAUGUGCUACUAUGGCUUGGGAAUGUCUAAUGAGAUUGGAGCUAUUGAAAAGGCUGUAAUCUGGCCUCAGUAUGUGAAGGAUAGAAUUCAUUCUACUUACAUGUACUUAGCAGGAAGUAUUGGUUUAACAGCUUUGUCUGCCUUGGCAGUAGCCAGAAUACCUGCUCUCAUGAACUUUAUGAUGACAGGCUCUUGGGUGACAAUUGGUGCAACCUUUGCUGCCAUGAUCGGAGCUGGAAUGCUAGUACAGGCAAUAUCAUAUGAGCAGAGCCCAGGCCCAAAGCAUCUGGCUUGGAUGCUGCAUUCUGGUGUGAUGGGUGCAGUCGUGGCUCCUCUGACAAUCUUAGGAGGGCCUCUUCUCCUGAGAGCAGCAUGGUACACUGCUGGUAUUGUGGGAGGCCUCUCUACUGUGGCCAUGUGUGCACCUAGUGAGAAGUUUCUGAACAUGGGAGCACCCCUGGGAGUGGGCCUGGGUCUUGUCUUUGUGUCUUCACUGGGGUCUAUGUUUCUUCCCCCUACCUCUGUGGCUGGUGCCACUCUGCACUCAGUGGCAAUGUAUGGUGGAUUAGUUCUUUUCAGCAUGUUCCUUCUGUAUGAUACUCUAGUCAAAAGUGCAGAAAUAACACCCAUGUAUGGAACUCAAAAGUAUGAUCCCAUCAAUUCAAUGCUGACAAUCUACAUGGAUACAUUAAACAUAUUUAUGCGAGUUGCAACUAUGCUAGCAACUGGAAGCAACAGAAAGAAAUGAAGUGACCACUUGCGUCUCUGCUCACUGACCA